CGUCGUUACAUUAUGUAUACAAGCAAUUGAAGGACGCUAUUCAGAAUUAUACAUUUAUAUAUGUAUUUAUAUAUUUUAAUCGACUGAUUGACACGAUGCUCAACGCCUGACACAGAUUCCGCACGUGACCGUGUAAUUAAUAAUAAACACCUGUCCGAGGAGGAAUCAGUCUGAUGAGGGCCCGCCUCCAGCUGUCAGGAUGCAGCAGAACAGGAACAUCCAGAUCAUCGAGUGGGAGGACCUGGACAAGAGGAAGUUCUACUCCUUCGGGGUGUUCAUGACGAUGACCAUCCGGGCCACCGUCUACCCGGCCACGCUCAUCCGCACCCGGCUGCAGGUGCAGCGGGGCCAAUCCCUCUACGGCGGCACCUUCGACGCCUUCUUCAAGAUCGUGCGGGCGGAGGGCGUCCGCGGCCUGUACCGCGGCUUCAUGGUCAACACCUUGACGCUCAUCUCGGGCCAGGCGUACAUCACCACCUACGAGCUGGUGAGGAAGUACACGUCCCGGUACUCCGACAACAACACGGUCAAGUCGCUGGUGGCGGGCGGCGCCGCCUCCCUGGUGGCCCAGAGCGUCACGGUGCCCGUCGACGUCGUCUCCCAGCAGCAAAUGAUGCAGGGCCUCAAGGGCGCGGAGCACCUCACGCGCUUCCAACUCCACCCCGACGCCGGGAAGUCCAAGAAGUUCUUCGGCCAAACCAGGAACAUCAUGGCUCAGAUUUUUGCCGCCGACGGUCUCCGUGGCUUCUACAGGGGAUACGUCGCGUCUCUGCUCACCUACAUCCCAAACAGCGCCGUCUGGUGGCCUUUCUAUCAUUUUUAUGCAGAGCAACUCUCUAAGCUGGCUCCCAGUGACUGCCCACAUCUCCUCCUACAAGCCAUAGCCGGACCUCUGGCGGCGGCGACCGCCUCCACCGUCACCAACCCCAUGGACGUGGUCCGGGCCCGAGUUCAGGUGGAAGGCCGGUCCUCCGUCGUGGAGACCUUCAGGCAGCUCCUGGCGGAGGAGGGCUGCUGGGGUCUGACCAAAGGACUGUCGGCGCGCAUCAUCUCCUCCACGCCCACCGCCGUCGUCAUGGUGGUCGGCUACGAGACGCUGAAGAAGCUGAGCCUGAGGCCGGAGCUGCUGGACUCCAGACACUGGUAGACCAGGUAGACCAGGUAGACCAGCACGUGGAGACACUGGUAGACCAGGUAGACCAGCACGUGGAGACACUGGUAGACCAGGUAGACCAGGUAGACCAGCACGUGGACCAUGUUUCAGCCCCGGAGUCGAGACUUCCUGUCAAACCACUGGAUUAAAAAGAGGUUUUAUUUAAAAUACCGAGUCACGGGUACAAUCCGGAAUCAGGCCACCGAGACACGGAACACCGUCGCGGCCGACCCGGGUUAAACCCGACGCUCUAGCCCGGUUGCCGUGGAUACGAGUGGACUUGAUGCUUGUAUGACGCAUUCACAUCCGCAGUAAACAAACCGUAACUGCUGUCGAUCUCCUCUUCUUUUAAAAAUCUGAACAAUCUGCUUUUUGUUUUUUAACGUGUGAAAGGAGAAGAAAGAAAUAAUUCAUCAUGUUUAUCAUCUCUGCGUCGUUGGUAUUUAUUUUAUUGACCCUUCGCUAAGUCCGGCCCCUCCAGCGCCGAUUGGCCAAUCCUAGCUCAUCAUUAUCACGUUUUAAUGAUUGUAAAAGUGGAUGAAGGGGAACAUCGUUCUUUAUCUUCAUCGUCUGGAUCUCCAGGAGAUGUCGUACUUCACUUUAACUUCCGUCUUUAUCUUUUUAGCCUCAUUUAAAAUGAUGACUCAGUUUCACAGCCUGUAUAUUUUCUUUUCUCUGCCUCCUUCCCCCAAAAGUUAGAUAUGUAUUCAGGAAGUGCGGUUAGUGACAGUGUGGGCUCCAUGGUAAUGCAGCUCUGAGGGGGGCGGGGCUUCGCGACAGGGUCAAUAAACUGUUGGAGUGUACACUGCACAGACAGUCAAAAUAAACACGUACGGGACAAUAUUUAAUCCUCAUUCGUGUAACAUACUUGUGUGCUGUGGAAAAUAUUUCAGUGAUUUAAAACUGGUGAUUAAAUGAAUUUAGGAGCAAAGCGCACGCCGUUUCCCUCUAGUGGCGGUAACCGGUAAGACUUGUGAUCUGUGUAAAUAAUGGUCGUCAGGGGACGAGUCAUAGCUAAUCUAUUUUCUGUUUGAGGAUUAUGACCACAGGAGUCAGUGUCUAAGAGUUUUAUUCCUUUUGUUUGAUGGAUUUGAGUUUUGUUGCUUUUGUAACAAAAAUUUGGAGAAAAAUGUGAAAAUAAAAUUGUAUUAAGUUUAAAAAUGA
Messenger RNA from Pseudoliparis swirei, 2317 nucleotides. Its product is annotated as solute carrier family 25 member 44-like. Gene Ontology annotation, molecular function: branched-chain amino acid transmembrane transporter activity. Gene Ontology annotation, biological process: branched-chain amino acid catabolic process. The transcript has 4 exons. The record is from RefSeq and is a predicted model, not a curated record. Gene Ontology annotation, cellular component: mitochondrion. The coding region runs from base 200 to 1147 and encodes 315 amino acids. Lineage: Eukaryota; Metazoa; Chordata; Actinopteri; Perciformes; Liparidae.